AUGGAAAGCCCGCCAGCUUGGCCGUUAUAUGUAUACUAUGGAAUGUCGAUUUUAAGUCUUCCCUUAUACUUUGGUGUUCUCAUUUGUUUGUUGAGAUUGAGAUAUUUUUCAAAAACUUAUAAAACUACUUUCUAUACUAUUCUGUUGCAACAUUGCAUCGCUGACAUCAUCUCAAUGACAGUGUUUACUGUCAUUUGGGCAAUUCGAAUGCUUCCGGGUCUCAAAGAAUUUUAUUUUCACUAUCAGGAAUACUAUAUUGCUGCUGGAACCUACAACUCAAUUUACUAUUUUCUUUACAUAAGAUGUGCUGGAAUAGUAUUUCUUUCAAUUCAUCGUUACCUUGUCAUAUCUGCUCCAACUUCUCGUAUUACAAUGAGAAUUCAAGAAGCUGCCACGUGGCAAAUUGUAUUAGUGUAUUGGAUUGUACCAACAUUGAUUAGUUUAAUUGUUCUGAAAGAUACAGAUUUUCAUUAUGAUGCACUGGAAACAAUGGAAGUAGUUGCUCCAAGAGCAAUUAUUACGCGUAAUACACUUAUGGCGUUGAUAAUUGUUGCAUUGACUUGUUUUAUUUGUGUUUUAUCAUAUUUGGCAUUGUUUUUAUUUUUGAGAAAACAUUCAGCAGGAUUUUCGAAAAAUUUACAACGAGAACUGCAUUUGGCUUUUCAAGUUUUGGCUCUUCUCUGUGCUUUCUUCGUAAUGUUCGCGUAUUAUAUUUUCCAAAAUUAUUUUUCGCAAACUCAAAAUACCGGUCCAAUAUACACAAUGCGUGCUUUGUAUCCAAUUGCCAAUGGUACUUUGUCAUAUAUCAACCCAUUUUGCAUACUUCUUCUAAAUCGAGAUUUUUCUAGACAAUUCAUGAGAACUUUAAAGUGUGAGAAAGUCCGAGUUAGCGAAAUUCAAGUUUCCACCGUAAAAUCGCUAUCGACUCAGAGAAAAUAA
Molecule: messenger RNA, 939 nt
Organism: Caenorhabditis elegans
Lineage: Eukaryota; Metazoa; Nematoda; Chromadorea; Rhabditida; Rhabditidae
Gene: srv-28
Product: G-protein coupled receptors family 1 profile domain-containing protein
Exons: 6
Coding region: 1-939 (312 amino acids)
Biological process (GO): signal transduction; G protein-coupled receptor signaling pathway
Cellular component (GO): membrane
Molecular function (GO): G protein-coupled receptor activity
Source: RefSeq, marked reviewed